This is a messenger RNA of Daucus carota subsp. sativus, 2381 nucleotides long. RefSeq lists its product as uncharacterized. The record is from RefSeq and is a predicted model, not a curated record. NCBI's taxonomy places the organism in Eukaryota, Viridiplantae, Streptophyta, Magnoliopsida, Apiales, Apiaceae. Gene Ontology annotation, cellular component: nucleus. Gene Ontology annotation, molecular function: transcription cis-regulatory region binding; protein heterodimerization activity. Bases 77 to 460 code for a protein of 127 amino acids. Gene Ontology annotation, biological process: regulation of DNA-templated transcription. The transcript has 2 exons.
CUCGAUUUAUAACCCUAAUAGGCUAAUACUAGUUAAGUUGCAGACAAUUUGGGGUUCAUCGGUGAGCUCGUGAAAAAUGAGAGAGGAGGCGGAUGAGAAUGAGACGAUACAACCCACAUUUCCAUCGGGUCGGAUAAAGAGGAUGAUGAAAUUAGACAAAGACAUCAAGAAAAUAAACUCAGAAGCUCUGUUUCUCGUAUCCUGCUCACUGGAUCUCUUCAUGGAAUCACUGGCCAAAAGAUGUGCUCUAGUUGCCAUUGAGAAGAAGCGUAAGACUGUUAAUCUGGACUACCUCAGAAUUGCGGUUAAAAGGCACCAACCUACCUCUGAUUUCCUCCUGGAUUCCUUACCAAUGCCCUCUGCUAAAUCACCGCCACUGCCAACUCGCCCUUCCGAUGAUAAGCUGCUUCCACCUCGCACUCGCCGCAUCGAUCAUAUCUUUCACAAGGCGGCUUCUUAGAGAGCAUGCCUUGAGUUGGUGGAUGGUUGCUACUUGAUCCCAAAUUGUUGUAUACUUAAAGUAAGUUCUCUGUCUAGAGGCGCAGCGCUGCCAUGGCUUCUAUGUAUGCUUUUGUUAGGAAGAUGCCUAUUGCUUGUGCCUGGGCUGGGCCCGAACAAACUUUCUUGUUCAAAUUCCAAAUUUUGUACCUUUUUCUUUUCCUAUGAAAGUUAAGCAAUCAUUAGUAAACAGAACAGAUAUUUUGUGAAAAUUAUGAUGUCAUCAUCUGUUAUAUUUAAUAAUUCAUAUUCAUAUAUAUAAGUUGCUAAUUAUCAAUGAAAAAUAUAAACAUAGAGGUUCUUGCUUGUGUUUAUCUAUUAAACAAUAUUAAGAAUAUAUUCAAACCUUCUCCCUUUGCUUCUUCUCCUCCUUUUCUCAGCACAUUGUAUUGUUCUAACAUUGCCAAUAGAGGAAUCUGAUAAGGAACAUAUAUUUUUUAUCAGCAUGUUUACCAUAGCAUAGAAGCACACAUAGUUGGAAGCUUAUUAGUUAUAUGCAUAUUGUGAUGACUCAGCAAUGAACAUAAAUUUUUAAGUAAAGAACAAGGUUGCAGAAUGCAUACUUUGCCUUCAUGUGAACAAGUAUGAUCACUAUUUACACAAGCUUUGAACUCAAUAUUUCAGUUAAGAUCUUCUUUUACUAGUUUUACACUUACACUAUGUAAAUGUCUCUGCUUAUGCAACGAGUUCGCACUUCUAUCAUUGUGCAAUACCAUAAACCAGAUUUCAUCAAUACUUUGGAGUUCAAAGUUCAAACCUUGUAUGAAAACUAGAUCAGCCCACCUUUUUUGAUGUCAGUGUUUCACACUUCUAAUGAAUACUAUUGAACUGAGUGUGAUGAAAUAACAUUAGAACGUGUGCUUUAUGAUUUUUUGUGUAUUUAGGAAUUUAAAUGGGCUGCUCUGAAGUCUUUAUCAAUGUGAGGUGCUUAGAGCAAGUCCAAGAGAUGCCUUAUAACAUGUUCUAAAUCAUAAUUUAGGGCAUUUGAUGAAAAAUGUUGAUCCAACAAUGUCCUAGUGAUGCCUUAUAUCACUGGGACAACCUCUUCAAGCCUAAUUUAUAAGGCACCUCUGUCCUUGCCCUAUCCUAUAUUUUACAAUAAAUUUUUAUACACACUCCUUUCUCUCUCUACUUUAUAUUGUACUAUAAUGAUGAAAGAGAAGUAAUAAAAUAUUAAACAUAUAUUAAGGAUAAGGCACAUUGUUGGAGUUGAAGUUGGUUAACUAUGUCCUAAAUCACUAAGACAUUAUUUUUUAUAUUAUAUUUAAGGCUUGAACAAGGACAUUGUUGUUAAUGAAUUGGGGUCCUAGAAACAUCGCUUUAGUUAUCAAUAACAGUGCGCGUUUGUCAUAAUGGUAGCUUUCUCCUCGGCUAUGAAUAUCUAGAAUACCUCUCUUUUAGUGAGUGCAUGCUAAAAUUGAUAUCGUUUCAGAGAUAAUCCACUUAGUAUGUUCUUAAGUACUUUAAAAUAAUUGCAUUACCUGGUCAUAUAGGAAAACUUUAUUUCUUUCUUGUUCCCAGCUCUUAGUUUUGGCUCUUAGCAAAUCCAUCAAACCUGCACAGUGAUGUUCAAAUUACAAAACUCUGCAUAGUAUUGUUCACAUUACAAAACUUAUUCAAGCACUGAUCAGGUUAUUAACACUCCUGUACAAUGUGAAUACUCCUAUGUAGUACUUAAGUUUGUGUCAUGGACUUGCAGCGCCUUGAAUUUUGCCAAGCUCAUUCCAGUUCUAAUUGCUGUACUAUAUCUACUUAGGAAAUGCUUUAGCUUUUAUCCAUCACAAAAUUUUGAUAUUACAUUUUGCAAUAUAAAUUAUCUGCAUUCUAUCAUUUACAUAAAUAAUCUGCAUUCUAUCAUUUACAUUUUUUCAAUUAAUGAACUG